AUGAGCUUGUCCUUGCUCCUCUUCCUCAGCCACCUGAUCCUCAGCGCUUGGGCUCAAGGGGAAACGCGCCUCGCCCCCGGAGGGCACCCGGGACCCGCUGCGACAGAGAGGAGCCCGGGACGAGCCGACGCCAGCCCGAGCUGCGGGAGCACCGCGUCCGCUUCUUCCUCCUCCUCCACCUCCGCGUCCCCGGCGGCGGCGGCUCCCGGCUGCCCAGGAGGCGGCUCGGAGCAGAGCGGGUUCCAGUGGAGCGCCUCUGGGCGCAGGACCGGCAGCCUCUACUGCAGAGUGGGCAUCGGUUUCCAUCUGCAGAUCUACCCGGAUGGCAAAGUCAACGGAACCCACGAAGCCAAUAUGUUAAGUAUUUUGGAAAUAUUUGCUGUGUCUCAGGGGAUUGUAGGAAUACGAGGAGUUUUCAGCAACAAAUUUUUAGCGAUGUCAAAAAAAGGAAAACUCCAUGCAAGUGCUAAAUUUACAGAUGACUGCAAGUUCAGGGAGAGAUUUCAAGAAAACAGCUACAAUACCUAUGCUUCAGCAAUACACAGAACUGAAAAGACUGGGCGUGAGUGGUACGUGGCUCUGAAUAAAAGAGGGAAAGCUAAACGAGGCUGCAGCCCACGGGUCAAACCCCAGCACAUUUCUACCCAUUUUUUGCCAAGAUUCAAGCAGUCGGAGCAGCCAGAACUUUCCUUCACAGUUACCGUUCCUGAAAAGAAAAAAACCCCUAACCCUGUCAAGCCAAAGGUUCCCCUUUCUGCACCCAGGAAAAGCCCGAACACAGUGAAAUACAGGCUCAAGUUUCGCUUUGGCUAAUACUCAUUUUGGCCUCGUGAGAAUCUUUCCCUGCAGGCAUCUUGAUGAGCGUCUUCCGAACUCAGAAGAAACAAUCUGGGACUGAGUACCAGCUGUACCACACCUGUAGGGAAGUCAGGUUAUUCGUUUCAAUUUGACUGAAGCAAAUGUUUUCAAAUUGGAACUAGGCUGGAAUUCUUUGCACCUUUAUGAGGUGACACUGUCAGUUCAGUGAGAUGUAAAGCAUUUUUUGUUUUAUGCUUAUGGGGUACUUAGAGCUCUGUAUUUUCAGAAUAUUAAAUAGCAUGGACUAUGUAUUUUUUCUGAUUUUUACAGAUCAACUUGAAAGGAUGUACGUGAUACAUUUUUACUUUUGGUUUCCAAAGAAUAUUUUGAAGCAGAUAAAAGUAUUUUAUUAACUCUUGAGUUUUGUUUUUUAAGAAAAGUACCUCCAUAUUGAACAUAUUUUCUUACUGGUUAUUAUUUUAAUCAAUAUGGCAUAGGCAAUCAGUUUUAAUGCAGUUGAAUGAAUCAUAAAUGUGUUUGUAGCCCAUUUGUAACAUGUGGAUUUCUUUUGCAUUUUAAAAAAAUUCACUGCACUUUUAAAUUUUUCAACCAUACCUCAGAUACUGUACAUUUAGUUAUAUGUCUUACCAUGGUUAAACUCACUUCCCCAGCA
This is a messenger RNA of Echinops telfairi (small Madagascar hedgehog), 1471 nucleotides long. It is a transcript of the gene FGF5, whose product is annotated as fibroblast growth factor 5. The transcript is spliced from 3 exons. The record is from RefSeq and is a predicted model, not a curated record. NCBI's taxonomy places the organism in Eukaryota, Metazoa, Chordata, Mammalia, Afrosoricida, Tenrecidae. Gene Ontology annotation, molecular function: fibroblast growth factor receptor binding; growth factor activity. Gene Ontology annotation, cellular component: cytoplasm. Gene Ontology annotation, biological process: cell differentiation; positive regulation of gene expression; fibroblast growth factor receptor signaling pathway. Bases 1 to 813 code for a protein of 270 amino acids.